Molecule: messenger RNA, 1440 nt
Organism: Nicotiana attenuata
Lineage: Eukaryota; Viridiplantae; Streptophyta; Magnoliopsida; Solanales; Solanaceae
Product: WD repeat-containing protein 74
Exons: 8
Coding region: 197-1069 (290 amino acids)
Biological process (GO): ribosomal large subunit biogenesis
Cellular component (GO): preribosome, large subunit precursor; nucleolus
Molecular function (GO): protein binding
Source: RefSeq, a predicted model, not a curated record
CUACUGGUAAGUAACUAGCAUUGCAUGUGGUGUGCUUGCUCUGUGUUGGCCUGCAUGUGGAUUGAAGAUUAAGAUUGCCUCAGACAUGUGGCAUCAUUUUUGAGGAAUCUCACUCAGAGGAAAUCAGGCUUGUUUCUGAAAGUUUUUCUUCUUAAUUUUAUAUUUAUAUAUUUUCUACAUUUAUAGGUCAUGUUCCAUGCUUACAUGCACAAGAAAAGGACAAGCAAGCAUGAAGUGCAUUAAAAUGUCAAAGUCACCUGAAGAUUCUGGUAGUGAAGAUACUCAAACAACAUGGAAUGUUUGUGGUUCAGGCAGUAUUUUGUGCUCUAAGGUAGAUGCAGAUGAAAAUUAUGCAUUGUUUGGUGGGAAGGGUGUUGAGGUUAAUGUCUGGGAUCUAAACCAAUGCGCUAAAGUUUGGACUGCGAAAUCUCCACCAAAAAAUAGCCUUGACAUAUUCACCCCAACUUGGUUUACAUCUGCAACUUUCUUGUGCAAAGAUGACCACCGCAAAUUUGUUUCAGGCACUAAUAGUCACCAGGUGCGUCUUUAUGAUAUUGCUGCUCAGAGAAGGCCUGUUAUUGCAUUUGAUUUUUGCGAGACCCCUAUUAAAGCUGUGGCUGAGGAUAUAGAUGGACAUACAAUAUACAUAGGAAACGGGUCAGGGGAUCUUGCUUCUAUUGAUAUACGCACAGGGAAACUUUUGGGAUCCUUCUUGGGGAAAUGUUCUGGAAGUAUAAGAUCUAUAGUUAGGCAUCCAGAGCUGCCGAUGAUAGCCUCAUGUGGAUUGGACAGCUACUUACGCAUUUGGGAUGUCAAGUCACGGCAACUUCUCUCUGCGGUUUUCUUGAAGCAGCAUCUUAGCAGUGUUGUUUUUGAUUCAAAAUUUUCUGCGAGAGAUGCUCAGGUACCUCAGCAACAAGAUCCAGAUGAAACAUUACAGAUGGAAGAGGAGGAAGAGAAGCCGGUUAAAAGGAAGAAGGCAUCAAAAGAACACAGCGGAAGCAAGAAACCAAAGACCAAGAAAAAGAGUAAAAGGUCAAAAGGAGACAGUAGCGAUGCUGCUGCAUAAUCAUUUUGCUUCCUGGACUCCCCGAAGUCUUGAUGACAUGUUACGCCACCAGUUAAGCUAAAGGACCGUAGCAUACACCAGAACACGGUGAGAAUCCGUGACUUGGUUGCAUUUGUAUGUGCAAGUAGAAAAAACACGAAAACUUGAGUGGGUAUUUGCUGAAUGUAAGCGCUAGCUUGUGGUUCAGGAGGGUUUUUUUGUGUUUUAUUUUUUUCCGAAAAAAGAGAGGCAGGCUGAAGUUAGUGCCUGAUCAUCUUGUUUAGUCUUCGUAAUGCUAGAUUAUACAGAUGACGAAAUAUUAUGUAUUCCCAAUCCGAAAGGCAUUUUUGGAAGAGUUUUUCUAUUUUAUAAAGACAAUUGAGUUGGUUAUA